CGGCUUUCCUGGAGCCAGCAACGCAAAAAAAAAAAGAAAAGAAGGAUGCCAGCUCUUGAAUUCCCUGCCAUUUUUACACUCUCAAAUUAGAGGACACGGUCGGACACGAGAGGAAACAGACGCAGAUGGUGGAGUAGUGAGAGACCCGACGCGUUCCCUCUGACGCGUUUGAAGAUCAUUCUCCUCCGCUGACGCGCGGCGAGACGGCACCGACUGUUUCACGCGCAAGAUCAGGCCGAAUUUUGCGCACAUUUGACCGUCAGGAAAUGAGUAUAGAAAUCCCCGAGGGCUUGACGGAGCUUCUGCAGAGCUUUACCGUGGAGGUGCUCCGGAACCAGCCGGGAGAUCUGCUGGAGUUCGCGCUGCAGUACUUCACGCGCCUCAAGGAGAACGAGACGCGCGGAGGCGCGUUCGGCAAUGAGCUCAAUUCAGCCGCGCGAGCGGGGAAAGCCGUCAACUUCAUGGAGGAGGCCAUGCAGAUCGACUCCGAGAACGGAGAGGAAGAGGAUGAUGAUGAUGACGAUGAAGAAUUCGUAGCUCCAGUUAUCAACAGAUUUGUCCGGAGAGUUUCUGUUUGUGCGGAGGCGUACAACCCUGAUGAAGAUGAAGAGGAGAGGGAACCCAGGGUCACUCACCCCAAAACAGACGAGCAGAGACAGAGACUACAGGACGCCUGCAAAGACAUCCUACUGUUCAAAAACCUGGACCAGGAGCAGAUGUCUCAGGUGUUGGAUGCCAUGUUUGAGAAGGUGGUGGUGAGCGGAGAGCACGUCAUCGAUCAAGACGAUGAUGGAGACAACUUCUACGUCAUUGAGAGGGGAACGUUUGACAUCGAGCUGAAAGUGGACGGCACCAGGCGGACCGUGGGCUCUUAUGACCACCGUGGGAGUUUCGGAGAGCUGGCCCUGAUGUACAACACGCCGAGGGCCGCCAGCAUCAUCGCCACCUCGUCUGGAGCCCUGUGGGGCCUCGAUCGGCUGACGUUCAGAAGGAUCAUCGUAAGGAACAACGCGAAGAAAAGAAAAAUGUACGAAGCUUUCAUCGGGACCCUUCCACUGCUCACGUCUCUGGAGGUUUCAGAGAGGAUGAAGGUGGUUGAUGUGCUGUCGACUAAAGUGUUCAACAGUGGAGAACAGAUCAUCGCUCAGGGUGAUCUGGCACAAUCUUUCUACAUCGUAGAGUCAGGACACGUUAGGAUCACCAUGAAGAGAAGCAAGUCAAAAAACGACACCGAAGACGAGGAGGUGGAGAUCGCCACAUGCUCAAGAGGCCAGUACUUUGGAGAGCUUGCACUCGUCACUAACAAGCCACGGGCGGCAUCUGCAUACGCCAUGGACAACGUCAAAUGCUUAGUAAUGGACGUGCAGGCGUUCGAGAGGUUAUUAGGCCCCUGCAUGGACAUCAUGAAACGAAACAUAGCCAAUUACGAGGAGCAGCUGAUCACGCUCUUCGGGAGUCACGUCGCAAUACAGGAGCCGGAUGCAUGAAAUCAGUUCAUCAAUAAACACCGCAAACUACAAAUGCAACAUUAAACGAUGAGAAAUGGUAAGUAGAGGUCCGUCACCAUGAUUGAGAAACAUGAACUUUAGAUCAUAAACUUGAAGUUAUUGUUUUGCGUUCACAGAUGAUCAAAGAUCAUGAUUUUUUUUAGAUGUGAAAAGCCAGAUGUGAGCAUUUUCCUCCGGGGUAAUCAAGGUUUUCUCAAAGCUAUUUGGUCCGGGGAUUUGAUAACAUUAUUUUCUGUGUUUCUUUCACAUGCUGCAUCUUUUACAGUGACGUCCUCACAGAGACUGCAUUAUCAUGUCAUAUACAGUACAGUAACAUGCUAAUUUAUUCUUUUGAAGCGAUGUUUAUGGAUUUUAAAAUCUGCUGUUGAGCAUUUGUUCAUGUUUUCAGUGUUAUGCGAGUCAUUUUUACUGUAAGACUAAAUAUUAGAGUUGCAUCUGGAUGACACCGGUUACAAAAAACGUGAACGGUUACAUAUAACGAAUUAUGAAAAACAGUUUAAAGUCAACAUGAAAACUAAUCUGAACGUGUUUAAUUAGAGCGCAUUCAUUUAAAAAAUAAAGUUUGUAGUAAAAAUGCCAAUGCCUCUAAUCCAACAUUUGUUUUCAUUAAUUUAUUCUGGUAUGAAACACCCAUUUUAUUUGACUGUCAAAUCAAUUCUGAUAAAUAUAAUCAGAUUUUUUUAUAUAUCCUAUUUAACUCAUUAAUAUUUCAGAUUUCAGAAGUCAAAUUAAUUGCAAACUGUGUUUCACGUUGACUUUAAUAAUCAAGAUUCAUUACACUUCCAAGAGUUAAUAAAAGUUCAAACUGCUCAUGAUAAUAUGAUAUGAAUAUGAUAUGAGAAAAGGGGAUGGAGAUGCAAAGGCUUGAUAAAAUUUAAAAAUGAAAAUGCAGUUUGAAUAUUAUCGCACUUUGAUGCCAGUGUAAUGAAAAUACAUAAUUUGAUGAACAGUUCACCCAAAAAUUAAAAUGUACUCACCCUCAGGCUAUUUAAGAUGUAGAUGAGUUUGUUUCUUCAUCAGAUUUGGAGAAAUGUAGCAUUGCAUCACUUGCCCUCCAAUGGAUAUGAAUGGGUGCCGUCAGAAUGAGAGUCCAAAAUGGUUAUUAUUUCUGAUAAUAACAGCUGAUGUGUAUUACUUGUGGAUUAUUGUGAUGUUUUUAUCAGCUGUUUGGACUCUCAUUCUGACGGCACCCAUUCACAUCCAUUGGUGAAAAAGUGAUGCAAUGCGUAAUUUCUCCAAAUCUGAUGUAGAUCUACAUUUUGGAUGGCACAUUUUCAGCCAAUUUGCAUUUCUGGGUGAACUUGAGGAUCCACAGCUCUUCGUGUAUUUUUUCUUUAAUUCCUUGUUUUUAUACAGUCUUUUAGAGAAAAUCCUCAAUGCCAUAUAUGAAUAGUAAAUAUAGGCAUUGUGUUUUUUUUAAAUGGUGUAGCACAUUUCUAUGAUUUUUUUCCCACUAGUAUUUCUCAAUGAAUUGAGAUGUUUUCGACAUGCACAAGUUGUACGUUCAUUUUCUAAAUGCUCAAAAGUAACCAAGGACAUUUGUUUCUCUGAAGAAGUCUGAAUGAUUCCUCUCUUUUCCUGCGUAUAUUUUUGUGUUCGGUUUAUUUUGUUUGUGGUAGCUUUUGGCUUCUUCAAAACACUUGCUUUAUUCUUCAUUCCUGCAGUAUUUGGACACUAUUUUACUUUAUCUCUUGAUGUAUGAGAAGUUUGAUCUUGUUAACUGGAUCCUUUGCUUCACAGCAUGUCAUAUGCAUUCAAGUGCAUUUCUUUCUAGAAGAUUCAUUACUGUCUACCUCUAAUAUGAACAGCUUAGCCAUCAUCAUCUCUUUCCAUGCAGAUUCCCACAGGUUUUACAAUAGGUUUACUCUUGGUAAACUUACCUGUAGCGAAUCCCUAAACCAUAUAUGUGUGUCUGUGUAACUUUACAACAUUUCUACCUUGUUCACCAGGGGCAAAAUGACUUUUAAUUUCCAAUCAGUGCUCAUUUCUGUUCUAUAUCCGUCACCUAAAAGUCGCUAAUGCUUUUUAUGUCCUGAAGAAAUGGAUCAAAGGUCUACAGUCUCUUGGUGCAAGAGAGCCUAGUAUUAUACUGUCAGUUAUAUUUGACUUUCCAUUCAAAUAAAGAACAAUUUUGUAUUUAAA
This is a messenger RNA of Carassius gibelio (silver crucian carp), 3650 nucleotides long. RefSeq names its product cAMP-dependent protein kinase type II-beta regulatory subunit-like. The record is from RefSeq and is a predicted model, not a curated record. Gene Ontology annotation, biological process: regulation of protein phosphorylation. The transcript has 11 exons. Gene Ontology annotation, cellular component: cAMP-dependent protein kinase complex. NCBI's taxonomy places the organism in Eukaryota, Metazoa, Chordata, Actinopteri, Cypriniformes, Cyprinidae. The coding region runs from base 267 to 1487 and encodes 406 amino acids. Gene Ontology annotation, molecular function: cAMP-dependent protein kinase regulator activity.